Diorhabda sublineata is the source of this 4739-nucleotide messenger RNA. RefSeq names its product zinc finger protein OZF-like. The transcript is spliced from 2 exons. The record is from RefSeq and is a predicted model, not a curated record. NCBI's taxonomy places the organism in Eukaryota, Metazoa, Arthropoda, Insecta, Coleoptera, Chrysomelidae. The coding region runs from base 337 to 1512 and encodes 391 amino acids.
UUGAUUGAGAAAAAUUGUUCACUUUUAAGACCAAUUGUUGUGUCGAGUUCCAUAAUUGCAAAUUUGUGUUCGAUUUGCAAUAAAACAGUUGCUAUUUGUAAGAAGUUUAAUUUGAAGAGACAGUAUGAUACAAAUCAAAAGUCAAAAUUCGAUUGUUAUACUGAAAAAAUAAGAAUCGACACAUUGCCAUCUUUAAAAUUUAAACUUCAAGGGUUGCUAAGAAUUGGAAACCAUCUGAAUUUGGAUACGAUUGGUGGGAUUAUAAUCUGCGAGUUGUGUGGAAAAUUAUAUACGACACAAAUCGAAUUCUUCUGGCACUUUUCUACAUGUCGUUGUAUGAACAAAAAGUUUUACCAGAAUAAUAAACGUAAAAAAAGGCGAACAACAGAUCCUGCUGUUAACAGAAAUCUUAACGAGAACGAGAAAAAUGAAAUAGUUGAAGACAGUGGGAAAAAGAAAAAAAAUUUCAGAAACUCCCAUAAUUCCAAGUCAAGUUUAUACGAUGGUCAGAAAUUGAAGAGAAAUGAUUUAAACGCAAGAAAUAAAUUAUUCAAAUGUGACAUUUGCUCAAAAAUUUUAUCUCGAAAAAGUUAUUUGAACAAACAUAUGUUUAUUCAUACAGGAGAAAAACCUUUUAAAUGUAAUAUUUGUGCCAAACCGUUUUUACAAAAACGUUAUUUGAAUACACAUUUGCAAAGUCAUACAAGAGAAAACCCAUUCAAAUGUGAAAUUUGUUCGAAAACUUUUUCACGAAAAAGUUGUUUGAACAAACAUUUAUUUAUUCAUACAGGAGAAAGGCAUUUCAAAUGUGAUGUUUGUUCGAAAUCGUUUCCAGAGAAACCUCAGUUGACUAUACAUUUGCGUACACACACAGGAGAAAAGCCCUAUAAAUGUGACAUUUGUUUGAAAACUUUUUCGCAGAAAAGCAAUUUGAAUGUACAUUUGCCGAAGCAUUCAGCAGAAAAACCGUUCAAAUGUGACAUUUGUUUUAAAUCAUUUCCUUAUAAAAAUUAUUUAGCUAUACACAUGCGUAUUCACACAGGAGAGAAGCCAUUCAAAUGUGACAUUUGCUCAAAAGCUUUCUCAAGCAAACCUCUUUUGAAGAAGCAUUUGCUUACUCACAAAGAAAAAAAGCCAUACAAAUGUGAUAUUUGUUCGGAAACUUUCCCGCACAAAUACGGCAUGACAAUUCAUUUGCGUAGUCACUCAGAAGAAAAUCCAUCCAAAUGUAACACAGGAGAGAAACCAUUCAAGUGUGACAUUUGUUCUAAAACUUAUUCACAUAAACAAACUUUGAAUUUACAUAUGCUCAAUCACUCAGGAGAAAAACCUUUCAAGUGUGAUAUUUGUUCGAAAACUUAUUCGCAUAAACAAACUUUGAAUUUACAUAUACGUAAUCACACAGGUGAAAAACCAUUCAAAUGUCACAUUUGUUUCGAUUCUUUUAUAAAAAAAUAUAGUUUGGAAAUACACUCUCGCAUUCAUACUCUAAUAAAACCAAUACAAAAGUGACCUAUAUUCAAAACAAAUGUGUAUAGUUGAAGUUUGACAAAGGGUUGGCGGCUCUACCAACCAAUGCCUUUGCUAAAAGUCACUUCUGAGUUCGCAAAUUCCAACUAUAGUAUAUAGAAAUAUGGCGGGUAGAGGUAAGGAAUACCAUCUCAUAUGGGAGCUCAGCUUAAAAACUGUCCGCUUGUAGACGGUAAAUUAUAUUUCAAAAUUUAACCACAGUGGCGCUCCAGUCGGACGAGAUAUCAUAUGAUCGUUCAGUUCAGUCUUCCGUCCGCCUUAUUUGAAUAUGCAGUGUUAAAAAAUUUUAAAUGACUAAAGUCGUCGCUUUAUUUAAAAUUUACUCUUAUGUUAUAUUAGCGCCUCUGUAACGUAAAGGAUUUGAUUGACACUUUCUGUAGCACAGAGAUGGUUCUCUUUACUUCACUUUCACAUUAUUAACUUCGAAAAAACUUUAUUUUACACAAACUAUUUAUAGAAUGAUUACAAUUUACUGUACAUGACCACAACUGACUGACUAAAAAAUGAGUUUACUUUUAUAUUAAUGCUGAUGCACUGUAAUUCCGUGGAAAGAGCAACUCAUCGGUUUCUGUGGAAAUAGUCGAGAUAAUUCUACCCUCCAUAUAUAGAAAUACAUUAUAACCUAACCUAACCUAACACAUGUCAUGAUAUAAUACAUUUGUUGUCCUUCAAUACAUAUGAUGAGAGACAGAGUGAGGCACUAGGACAAAAUAUGAAAUGUCUCAAAUAUACAUGUAAGACCUCGUAUUUCUUCUAAGUUGUUUGCGGAAGUAUCAACUGCAUAAAAAUUGCAAAACUCAGCAAAAUCGCCGAUAUUAUUAAAAGAAUCCAAAUAAAAUUCAGUUUUAAAACACGCUUUUGUUCUAUACCAACACAUCUUUUAUUGAAAUUUUUUAUAAUUGUCAUGAUAAAUAUUUUUUGAAAAACUACAUCGGGUUAUCAAAUUUAUUAAUCACAACUAUAAGAAAAACUUGGGAUUGUUGUCUAAAUAUACAUGAAAUAUUACUUUUUAAAGGAUUUAUCUUCAACUGCAUCAAUUAUUAAUUGAUCAUUCAUUAUAAAACAAUUUUAUUUAUUGAAAUAAUAAUUAAGAGUAAAGUUAAACAAUUACUACCAACAUAAAUUUCCAAAGAUUUUUCAUGUUACUGCUGAUCAGAAACGUUAGUUAUUUUUUGAAGAGUUGAUUCAAUAAUUUUAUCAAGUUUUAUUCAAAGUAUUUAUAUAGUUUUUAUUUCUCGUAUAAAAUUCGUGAUUUCAUGGUACAUUCGUGAGAAUUUUUGGCUUAGACCUACGGUCUUCUAUAAACUUCUAAGUAUCGAUGACUUCAAAAUGGUGGCUUGCGUAACUACACACUGAGACUAUAUUAGAAAAAUAGAAGAAGAAUAUAUGCUCACUUUCAGUACGUACUAUAAUUUUUGUUGUUAUAACCUCAAUUGAAUUCGUAAUGUGAUACAAUAGAUAUGGAACAGACAGUUAUUAAGGACGAAAUCGAGAUUCACGAUGAUUUUAUUUGCAAUACGAAAGUUAAACAAGAAUUUAAUGAUGAAAUGCCUAGUACCGCAUAUCAAAAUGUAAAUACAAGUAGUGUGCAUCAUAUUAAAGAAGAAAUAAGUGACGACUUAGAAACAGUUCGAGAAUUUGAAAAAUCUAUGGUCACCAUAAAAAAAGAGGAAAGCUGUAAUACUUUUGAUAAACUCAGCACUCAAAACAAAAUGGAAUAUAUGAGUAUAGAAACUAGAAAGCCAACUAAAUCACAAGGUGAGUUACACUCAUUGAUUUGCUAUUUAGAUGUAACAAAUUCAUGAUAAUAUUUUUGUAGAUUUUUAUUUUCCUUAAUACUUCAGACAUUUUAAAUACUGUUUAUUUGAGAAUAAUCAGAAUAAAGUAUUUCAGUUAUUUCUUCAACUUUAAACAGGUCCUUUAUUCUUCUUGAUUCCAAUCUUUAGAUACCAAUUUUGAAAUUUUUUGCUCAUUAAGUUCUUGCAUUCUCUUAGUUUAUGAUAACUUUAAAUAGCAUCACUUGAGUAUUACAAAGACAGAAAAGGUGAAAUUUGCUUGGCAGUGCACAUACCUGAAUUAUACAUCAUUUUUUGUUACAAUUCUUUUCCCUAUUUUCCUACUCUAGUCCCUAAUGCGUCCUCAAAUUACAUGAAAUCUGUUGAGGUACUAGACAGUAAACAAAAUGGUAUUCCUACAUCCAGCAUAAUUUAUUCUGUGUUGAUGUCUUUAGUUUCUAUCACCGGUGUUUUCAUUGUAGUUGGUUUAAAAAAAAUUAGAAUUAUAAUACCAGGUGUAUUUAAAAAAAAAACUAAAUGUUUAAAAUUAGAAUCAUUAAACAUAUUGUUAUUGGGUUGAACACCAUCACUUUCAUCAGAGAAGAUGUAAUUCUAUAUUUAUUCUAGAGAUAAGAGGUACCAAUUUCAUUGAACUGAGAGCUUUGUUGGGGCUCUUAUUAUAUGGAGCAACAUUCAAGGUUAACAGAGCUUUUUUUGGGGGGCAUAUAUUAUUUGCGUUGAAGAAAUGCUUGCCAAGUUCAGAGGAAGGUGUAAAUUCAAAGUAUACAUACUGAGAAAACCUGCUAGGUUUGGCAUUAAAAUGAUGAUGCUUUGAGAUGCUCGUCUCUCAUAUUGCUACAAUGCAUAUAUAUUCAAAGGUAAACAUUCUAAUGAUUAUGGACUAAUAUAUUUUUGGUACCAACUGCAAUGUGAUAGGGGACAAUUGGUUCCUCUCAGUUCCCUUAGGAAAUAUUCUUUCCAAAAAAGGUUUAACAUAUCUUGGAACUUUGGCCAACAAGGCACUGCAAGAAGGGUUGCGUUUAGGCAUAUGUAGAGUUUUAAAAGUGGAAACGCCCCAGGAGUCCCUCCUUAACCAACAAAAUCCUGUAGGAAAAAAGUAAAAGAAAAAGAUGUUACAAUGUGAGUUGUAGAAAAUGCCAAUAGCCAAUUUGUAACGAGUGUGCAAUGAAAGUUUGUAAGAACUGUGUAUAGCAGUAUUUGGGGCUAGAAAAAAAAACUUUUUCUUCCACAUUUUUUUUGCAAAUAGGUUAUUUUAGUUUUUCUUCACAACCUUAAGACUUGACAAACGUAGAAAAAAACUUGAAAUGAUUUGUUCUUUGUGUAUUUUAGAAUUUUUUUCUCGACAAUAGAUUCAUUCUAAAUUUUUUAUACUUGAUAUUAUAUGUAUUAAUAAACCAACAAUACUGAUAAAAA